CUUCUGUUGUGUUUCUGGAAGCUACCAGCUGGGAGAAGGGGGAGAAGAGCCGCACAGAGCAGAGUUUUUCUUUCAUUUUCGUUUAAUUUUCACCUCCUGAGCGGCUCUUCAGUAAAACAGGUCAUUUCUCGGCGCUGCAGCUCGAUGGGAAGUGUGUAGCCAUGUUCAGCUUCGAGGGAGAUUUCAAGCGGACGCCCAAAGUGUCCCUUGGAGGGGCGAGUAAAAAGGAGCAGAAAGCUUCACUGCUUCACCGCACGCAGGAGGAGAGGCGCAAGCGAGAGGAUGAAAGGAGAAGGCUGAAAAGCGCUGUUGUCAUCCAGUCUUACAUACGAGGCUUCCAGGAGAGGAAACGACAGCAUGGCAUUCAGCGAAGUCACUUCGACCGCUGCCUGUGCGAGUGUCAGGGUUUCUCCGGAUCCACGCUCCCAGACCCUGCACCGCUCAGUCUGCUCAUCCGCCGUCUUCUCUUCUUCUACCGCCAUAGCGAGGAUACACACCGGCUGAUCUCGCUGUGUCAGAGCGUAGUGAAGCACCACGCCCAGUUUGUGAAGCUCCUCGCCGGACCCGAUAGAGGCACCUGUGUGUUCCAAAUCAAGAGGCUUCUCGGACACUGCUGCAGACUGCUGCAGCUGUAUCAGGAUGACGGCGGGAACGUGGCGGUCCCCAUGCGCAUGCUGGAGGUGUUCUCCUCAGAGAGGACGUACCUGCCCCCCCUACAGGACGCCAGCGCUGCCGCCGCGCUCACCGAGCAGGUGUCGCUCUAUAUGGUUCAGAAAGGUUACUACAGGAUGCUGUACGUCUUGGCCAAUCACAAGCUUCCGUCCAGUCUGGACUACAGCGACGCCCCCUCACUUCCCCUCGCACACACACUGCUGGAACACACACUCAGACCACUGCACUUUACCUACAGCUCCUGUCCUGCCGGCGCAAGACAGUCUGUGUUCUCAGCCUUCACAGAGGACUUCAUCUCUCCCCCCUUCACGGAGCAGAUCUAUCACUUCUUCGUCCCGGCGCUGACCGACCCCAGACUCUGCUUCCCGUUCCACGACUUCCUGUUCUCGCUGCAGGCCACCGUGUCCUCGUCGGACCGCGCCCAGUGCCACGCCCCAUGGCUCUUAUACUUCGUACUGUCGUUAGGGGACACGGGGCUCGGCUCUCUAUCAGAAGAGGGUCUGCAGUUGUACCUGAGCGCUCUGCAGUCUCUUCUCCCUCUGCUCCCCGGGAGCGAGAGCCUCACCAGAGCCAACGCCAACAGCGACUCGGAGGACGAGGACGAUCCCUCCACACACCCUCGUUCUGUACAGAAUGAUAACAGGUUGUCUCUGCAGUUGGUCACACAGCUGUGCGUGCAGAAGUUGGACUCGAAGCAGCAGACGAACGCCCUGCUGUCCCUGGUGUGGAGGGACUCGGCCAGCGAGGACGUCUUCACCAUGAUGGCGUCCAUCUGCCACACGCUCAUGGUGCAGCACCGCGUGAUGGUGCCCAGAGUCAGGCUCCUGUACAGUUUGGCCUUCAACGCCCGCUUCCUCAGACACCUGUGGCACUUAAUCACGUCCAUGAGGACCAAAAUGAUCACAGGGUCUCUGGUUCCGUUGCUGCAGUUGAUGUCUCGCGGCUUUCCCAUGUCCCCCGAGGACUCGAGUAAGAUCAUCCCCCUGUUCUACCUGUUCAGCUCUCUGUUCAGCCACUCGCUUAUCUCCAUCCACGACACCGAGUUCUUCGGGGAAGCCAUGAACGGUCAGAAGCAGGCGUCCAUGAUGCCGUUCUCCCUCCCGGAGCUGGUGACUCUGUCUCGGUGUCUCCGCGACGCCUGUCUGGGGAUCAUCAAGCUGGCUCACCCCGAGACCAAGAGUGGACACACGGAGGAGUACGCCGCCGCCUUCCGCAGCGUCCGCGUCAAGACCAGCAGUCAGGUGCAGCAGCGCAUCCAGAACCAGCAGAAACACUGGGUCCAGCUCUUCAAGGUGAUCACAAACCUGGUGAAGAUGUUGAAGGCGCGCGACAUCAGGAGGCCGUUCUGCCCGGAGGGACACUGGCUGUCGGACGAGGUCAACAUCAGGGCCGACACGGUGACUCAGCUGUACGUGCCGUCUGCGCGACACGACUGGAGGACGAGGCUUAUGAGUCGGAUCUUACCGCUCCAGUCCACGUUAGACGUUCCCUUGGAGGCUCCGCCGCUGUCCGUUUCAGAGGAGAGACACCUGGCCAUCCUCACCGAGCUGCCCUUUGUCGUUCCCUUUGAGGAGAGAGUUAAGGUCUUCCAGAGGCUGAUCGACGCUGAUAAACAGGACGUACAGGGGCGCAGGCCUUUCCUACACAACAUCAACGUCACCAUCCGGAGGAAUUACAUCUACGAGGACGCCUACGACAAACUGUCUCCGGAGAACGAGCCCGACCUGAAGAAGCGCAUCAGGGUGCACCUGCUGAACGCUCACGGCCUGGACGAGGCCGGCAUCGACGGCGGAGGGAUCUUCCGCGAGUUCCUCAGCGAGCUGCUCAAGACGGCCUUCAACCCCAACCAGGGCUUCUUCAGGACCACCAACGAGGGUCUGCUGUUCCCGAGUCCCACGGCCAAGAUGCUCAUCGGCGACAACUUCACGCGCCACUACUACUUCCUGGGACGGAUACUCGGCAAGGCUCUGUAUGAGAACAUGUUGGUGGAGCUGCCGUUUGCCAGUUUCUUUCUGUCCAAGCUGCUGGGGACGAGUGCCGAUGUGGACAUUCAUCACCUGUCCUCGCUCGACCCCGAGAUGUACCGCAACCUCCUGUUCCUCAAGAGCUACGAGGGAGACGUGGAGGACCUGGGUCUGAACUUCACCAUCGUCAACAACGACCUGGGAGAGGCUCAGGUGGUUGAGCUGAAGCCGGGAGGGAAGGACAUCCCGGUUACCACGGCGAACCGCAUCGCCUACAUCCAUUUAGUGGCCGAUUACCGGCUGAACAAACAGAUCCGCGCUCACUGCCUGGCGUUCAGACAGGGCCUGGCCAACGUGCUCAACCUCGAGUGGCUCUGCAUGUUUGACCAGCAGGAGCUACAGGUUUUGAUCUCCGGUGCACAUGUGCCUAUUUGUCUGGACGACCUGAAGAAGUUCACCAAUUACUCAGGAGGCUACUCUCCCACACACCCUGUCAUCAAGAUCUUCUGGGAGGUGGUGGAGAGCUUCGGUGAGGAGGAGAAACGCAAGCUGCUCAAGUUCGUCACCAGCUGCUCACGUCCUCCUCUGCUGGGCUUCAAAGAGCUCUAUCCCGCCUUCUGCAUCCAUAACGGAGGGAACGACCUGGAGCGUCUGCCCACCGCCAGCACCUGCAUGAACCUCCUCAAACUGCCCGAGUUCUGCGACGAGCAGCUGAUGAGGAACAAACUGCUCUACGCCAUCGAGUCGUCCUCGGGCUUCGAGCUCAGCUGAGAGCCGUCGCCUCGGUGACCGGACAAGGGGCGGGUCCUUAUUCACACCUGUAAGAUGGAAAAAAAAGAAGAACAACAAAAAAUAAACGAUUUGACAUGUUUGGACGAGCGAUGCUGAAAAUCCCGAUGAUGGGAUUUAUGAGCGAAAUGUUUUUUGUUUUUAUUUCAAUCCCGAACGUGGACAGAACGUCAGAAAAGGUGUCCAGGGAGACGGAAAUAGCCGGAACGCUCGGAGCACUGCACAUCUUAUUAAAA
Messenger RNA from Clarias gariepinus (North African catfish), 3661 nucleotides. It is a transcript of the gene ube3c, whose product is annotated as ubiquitin protein ligase E3C. The record is from RefSeq and is a predicted model, not a curated record. The transcript is spliced from 24 exons. Bases 162 to 3407 code for a protein of 1081 amino acids. Gene Ontology annotation, molecular function: protein binding; ubiquitin protein ligase activity. Lineage: Eukaryota; Metazoa; Chordata; Actinopteri; Siluriformes; Clariidae. Gene Ontology annotation, biological process: protein polyubiquitination; ubiquitin-dependent protein catabolic process.